Molecule: messenger RNA, 255 nt
Organism: Lachancea thermotolerans CBS 6340
Lineage: Eukaryota; Fungi; Ascomycota; Saccharomycetes; Saccharomycetales; Saccharomycetaceae
Gene: YOS1
Product: Yos1p
Exons: 3
Coding region: 1-255 (84 amino acids)
Biological process (GO): endoplasmic reticulum to Golgi vesicle-mediated transport
Cellular component (GO): Golgi membrane; COPII-coated ER to Golgi transport vesicle; endoplasmic reticulum membrane
Source: RefSeq, a predicted model, not a curated record
AUGAUUUUCGGCUUAGGGAGACUGUUUUAUGUGAUACUGCUUCUGAUAAAUGCUGUAGCAGUUCUCAGCGAAGAGAGAUUCCUGAGUAGAAUUGGCCUAGGUUCCAGUGCCAGCCAAGCACCCGCAUUUGGGCAGCAGGAGAACAGCACAAGGUCAAAGGUGGUGCAACUGAUUGGUGCGAUACAGACACUUUUGAGAAUUCCGCUAAUCGGAAUCAACAUAUUGGUCAUCGUAUAUGAGUUGCUAUUGGGCUAA